UCGGGGCAGCAUUGAAAUAGCGUGUUUGUUCGUCUUCUCCAUCGGUAACAAAAACUCAAUUUCACACAUUCACACACAGUAGUCGGUAAGUAGCGGUAAGCCCCGAACAUGGAGAAGGAGAAAGGAAAGCAGACCAGAAACAAUCCUUCACAUGGAAAAAUAUCACUCCAACAGUUCGUUUCCAUUACGGCUCCUCUUCUAGACUUGGAAAAAGAAGCCGAGAUAUCACAGUCUGUGAGCUCCGGCGCAACCAGAAGUUUGGAGAGUGCUCAAAAGAAGGGAUCGACCAUUCUCAAUUUGAAGUGUGUAGAUGCUCAGACAGGGUUGAUGGGGAAAAGUCUUCUUGAGUUUCAAUCUAAUAAAGGGGAUGUGCUUCCUCCUCACAAGUUUGGAACUCAUGAUGUUGUGGUUCUGAAACCAAACAAAUCGGACUUGGGGUCUCCUCCCCUUGGGCAAGGUGUUGUUUACAGAAUAAAGGACACGUCAAUCACUGUUGCCUUUGAGGACAUACCGGAGGAAGGUUUGAAUAGUCCCCUACGCCUUGAAAAAGUGGCAAAUGAGGUAACUUAUCGUAGGAUGAAGGAAACGUUGGUUCAGCUAAGCAAAGGUGUACCGACAGGUCCUGCUGCCGAUCUAAUUCCUGUUCUGUUUGGUGAGAGGUCACCAACUGUGUUGAAAAAGGAAAUCAAGUUCACUCCUUUGAACUCAAACCUUGAUCAUUCACAGAAAGGUGCUAUUUCAAAGGCUCUAUUAUCCAAAGAGCUCUUUUUGCUGCAUGGACCUCCUGGAACUGGGAAGACUACGACUGUGGUUGAAAUUAUUCUGCAAGAAGUCAAGCGUGGAUCGAAAAUUCUUGCUUGUGCUGCUUCCAACAUUGCAGUUGAUAACAUUGUGGAGAGACUUGUGCCUCAUAGAGUUAAGCUGGUGAGAGUGGGACAUCCUGCUCGCUUACUUCCUCAAGUAUUGGAUACUGCUUUAGAUGCUCAGGUCCUGCGUGGGGAUAAUAGUGCACUUGCAAAUGAUAUUCGCAAGGAAAUGAAGGCUUUGAAUGGAAAACUUUUAAAAGCCAAAGAUAGAAAUACUAAAAGAGAUAUUAGAAAGGAACUCAAGACUCUCUCAAAAGAGGAACGUAAAAGGCAGCAGCUGGCAGUGAUUGAUGUGAUUAAGAAUGCAGAUGUAGUAUUAACAACACUGACUGGUGCAUUGUCUAAGAAGCUGGAUGGCUUUUCCUUUGAUUUGGUUAUAAUUGAUGAAGCUGCCCAAGCAUUAGAAAUAGCAUGCUGGAUAGCUCUUCUGAAGGGCUCCCGAUGCAUAUUAGUAGGUGAUCACCUCCAGCUUCCCCCAACAAUCCAGAGUGUUGAAGCUGAGACGAAAGGGUUAGGAAGAACCCUAUUUGAACGUCUUGCAGAGUUGUAUGGAGAUGAUGUCAUGUCUAUGCUCACUGUUCAGUACCGCAUGCAUGAACUUAUUAUGAAUUGGUCAUCUGAAGAACUCUACCAAGGAAAGAUUCAAGCCCAUUCAAGUGUUGCAGCCCAUACUUUAUAUGAGCUGGAGGGUGUCAAUAAAACAUCAUCAACAGAACCAACCAUUCUUCUUAUUGACACAGCAGGUUGUGAUAUGGAAGAGAAGAAGGAUGAAGAAGAUAGCACACUGAAUGAAGGGGAAGCUGCCGUCGCUAUAGCACAUGCUAAGAGACUUGUGGAGAGUGGAGUUCAAGCUGCCAAUAUAGGAAUUAUUGCACCUUAUGCAGCACAGGUUGUGCUGCUGAAAAUGUUGAGAAGCAAAGAAGACAAGUUAAAAGAUAUGGAAAUCUCUACAGUUGAUGGCUUUCAAGGCCGUGAAAAGGAAGCAAUUAUCAUUUCAAUGGUCCGCUCAAACUCAAAGAAAGAGGUUGGUUUUUUAAGUGAUCGUAGGAGAAUGAAUGUGGCAGUGACGCGAGCAAGGAGGCAAUGUUGCAUUAUUUGUGACACGGAGACUGUCACUGGAGAUAAAUUCUUGAAGCGUUUGAUUGAGUACUUUGAGGAACAUGGCGAAUAUUUGAGUGCUUCAGAUACUCCGAGCUGCUGGAGGAAUUCGUUGAGAUCAAUCUGCGGCUUCUCUUCAGAGCCUCUGGUGGAUCACAUGGACGCUCGGCUGCGCAUUCAAAUUCAGCAGUCCUGUAGUGGACAGCUUCGAGUGGAAGGUAUUGGCAGGGAACCAUUUGAACUUGUGCGACUUGCUCAAUGGAUUGAAGUUGGAUCUCAAGUGGGGCAGGUUAAGGUACGCCUCUGGCCCAUAUAACCUUCUUGCGGCUUCAUCGUAAGCCAUGGCAGCCUCUUCGGCGGUGGAGAAAGAGCCCAGCCAGAGCCUGGUCCUCUUCUUGGGCUCUCUUAUCUCGGCCACCCACUUCCCCCAAGUCCUCUGUCGAACGCCACGGUACUCGCAGGUGGCGUUCUGAGGACCGCCUUUACCCCUCGCGGGGCCUUUCUUCCAUGGCUUGAGGGGGGAUUUCCUGCAGUUGUCCAUGAGUGAGUGAGUGAGUGAGUGAGGAGUAGAGUAGUUUGUUACAUGAGUGGCGCGGGGUAUGUAUAGUGUAUAGGCUGUGUUUGGUUUAAAUGUGUUCACGUUUGGAAAAAGAAUUUGAAGCCCCAUGUGACCGUUUGCUGUUGGUCAUUGUUAA
Molecule: messenger RNA, 2659 nt
Organism: Salvia hispanica
Lineage: Eukaryota; Viridiplantae; Streptophyta; Magnoliopsida; Lamiales; Lamiaceae
Source: RefSeq, a predicted model, not a curated record